UCGGGACCCGCCCACGGCCGCUCCCGCCGAAGCCCCCUCCCCGCCAUUCCCAUCGCGCCGCACGCGCGCGCAGGUGCGUGAGGCCGCGCCCGCCGUGGGACCCUGCAGACGCGGGCCCGCCAUGGAGCACAUCCGCACGCCCAAGGUUGAAAACGUGCGUUUGGUCGACCGAGUGUCUUGUAAAAAGGCAGCGCUGGGAACUUUGUAUCUGACGGCCACUCAUGUCAUAUUCGUGGAAAAUGCACCUGACACAAGGAAAGAAACCUGGAUUCUGCACAGUCAGAUCUCCACUAUUGAGAAGCAGGCAACGACAGCUACGGGCUGCCCUCUGCUCAUUCGCUGCAAGAACUUUCAGAUCGUACAACUUGUCAUACCACAGGAGAGAGACUGCCAUGACGUGUACAUCUCUCUGAUACGCCUUGCACGGCCAGUGAAGUACGAGGAGCUAUACUGCUUUUCCUUCAAUCCCAAGCUGGAUAAGGAAGAACGGGAGCAGGGCUGGCUGCUGGUUGACCUUAGUGAAGAAUACAAGCGAAUGGGCCUCCCUGAUAGUUAUUGGCAGCUCAGCGAUGUGAAUAGAGACUACAGAGUUUGUGACUCUUACCCCACGGAACUGUACGUCCCCAGAUCGGCUACCGCACACAUCAUCGUGGGCAGCUCCAAGUUCCGGAGCAGACGGCGAUUUCCUGCCCUUUCCUACUACUGUAAAGAAAGCCAUGCCUCCAUCUGCAGGAGCAGCCAGCCCCUCUCUGGCUUCAGCGCACGGUGCUUGGAGGAUGAGCAGAUGCUCCAAGCCAUCAGGAAAGCCAAUCCUGGAAGUGACUUCAUUUAUGUUGUGGACACGAGGCCUAAGCUUAAUGCAAUGGCAAAUCGUGCUGCAGGGAAAGGCUAUGAAAACGAAGACAAUUAUUCCAAUAUCAAGUUUCAGUUUAUCGGGAUAGAGAACAUCCAUGUCAUGAGGAACAGUCUUCAGAAAAUGCUGGAAGUGUGUGAACUUAAAUCUCCCUCUAUGAGUGAUUUCCUGUGGGGGCUAGAGAACUCAGGCUGGCUAAGGCACAUCAAAGCCAUCAUGGAUGCAGGGAUCUUCAUUGCAAAGGCAGUUUCAGAGGAAGGAGCAAGUGUGCUUGUCCACUGCUCUGAUGGCUGGGACAGAACGGCCCAGGUAUGCUCGGUGGCCAGCCUGCUGCUGGACCCUUACUACCGGACUCUGAAAGGAUUCAUGGUAUUAAUUGAAAAGGACUGGAUUUCCUUUGGACAUAAAUUUAAUCAUAGAUAUGGCAACUUAGAUGGUGACCCAAAAGAAAUCUCGCCAGUUAUCGACCAGUUCAUUGAGUGUGUCUGGCAGUUAAUGGAACAGUUCCCUUGUGCCUUUGAGUUCAACGAGAGGUUUUUGAUUCACAUUCAGCAUCAUGUUUAUUCCUGCCAGUUUGGAAAUUUUCUAUGUAAUAGCCAAAAGGAGAGACGAGAACUCAAGAUUCAAGAAAGAACCUACUCUUUGUGGUCCAACCUGUGGAAGAAUCGAGCUGACUACCUCAACCCUCUGUUUAGAGCUGACCACAGUCAGACCCAGGGGAGCCUUCAUCUGCCUACAGCUCCAUGCAACUUCACCUAUAAGUUCUGGAAUGGGAUGUAUAACCGCUUUGAGAAGGGGCUGCAGCCCCGACAGUCUGUUACGGAUUACCUCAUGGCUGUGAAGGAGGAGUCCCAGCAGCUGGAGGAAGAACUGGAGUCCCUACAAGAAAGGCUGGAAAAAAUUCAGAAAGUCCACUUAAAUGGCACCAAAGUGAAGAGUAAGCAAAGUGAACCCAGCAAACACUCGGGGUUUUCUACCUCAGACAACAGCACAGCUAACACUCCUCAGGAUUACAGUGGCAACAUGAAGUCCUUCCCAUCCAGGAGCCCUUCCCAGGGUGAUGAAGAUUCUGCUCUGAUUCUAACCCAAGACAACUUAAAAAGCUCAGACCCCGAUCUUUCAGUAAACAGUGAUCAAGAGUCUGGGGUGGAGGAUUUGAGCUGUCGUUCUCCCAGUGGUGGUGAGCAUGCACCCAGCGAAGACAGCGGCAAGGACCGGGACUCUGACGAAGCUGUGUUUCUCACUGCCUGAAGUUUCCCUUUGGAGUUCCAAAGUAAAAGACAAAGAAACACUUUCAAAUUAAGGGGAAAGUGCAAUUCAUAGUAAAAAUAUUGAAAAAUGGCAAGUUCCAUCCAGAACCAUAAAAUUACAGCUGUGAAAAUGAAACAAAGAAUGCUCUUUAUCAAUAGCCAGUUCUUUUAUUAAAUCAUAAUGAAGACUGAUCACCAUUCCUGAGGCUCAUGUUAGAUUAUGAAAAUGAUAUUUCCUACAAGAAUAGCAUCUUCAUCUAAGGUUGUUCAGUCUUCCCUGGCAUAGCAUGUCUCUGCUUAGAAAGCCCUCCUGUUUUCUCUCAUACCUGAUGAUGUUUGGACUAUUACUUCACUUCCAGAUGCAGUUUGCAUUCAGAAACAUUUGACAUUUCCUUCUGCCUUUACCAAUAUUUAAGAAAGUAAGUGCUGAGAGUACCCUUUUUUGUUAAUAAAUAUAAUCAUUUUAUUUUUUCCCUCUGGAAUAUCUUCUGCUUCUCAAAAAUGGAUGUCUGUCUUUAACAUGAAUGUAGAACAUAAUAAAGCAGAAGCCUCAUUCAUUUUCUCCAUCUCAAAUUUGAAUCCAGACAUUAGUUCUUAGCAACCUUUUGCUACUAUUUCAUAGAUUACACCAAACAAAACUGUAAGCCAGCACUGAUUCCAAUUACAACACUGUACACUAGGUAAUAAUACAUCAACAAGGAAAAAGGUCAAGAACUAGGGAAUCUGCUUAUCAUGUAGUUAUUGUCUGCUUAUUGUGAUAAGACACCACAACCAAGGCAACUAGAAUAAAGAAUUUAUUUGGGGCUUACAGUUUCAGAGGCUUAAAACCCACGACCAUCAGUGGAGGAAGGCAUGGCAGCAGCCAAGCAGGUAUGGCAUUGGAGCAGUAGCUGACAGCUCACAUCUCAAGACAACCAAGAGGCAGUGAGAGCUAACUGGAAAAGGCAUGGGCUUUUUCAAAAUCUAAAGGCAGCUCCUAGUUACAUACCCCCCUCCAACAAGGCAGGCCACUUCUCCUAAUCCUCCUAAACAGUCCCACCAACCAGGAACAAAGCAUUCAAAUAGAUGAGCCUUUCGGAGCCAAUCUUCAAACUCCCAAAACAUCUGCUAAACACAGGGAACAAAGGUUACAGCACUUUACAUUUUACAAAUUAUAUAGAAAAAGUUUUCUGCAACAUUAGCAAUAUCUCAUGACCAUGGACUACUGAAUGGCAUUUCUGAAGUUUCUGUUAAAAUCACUUAAAACAGGAUUUGAAUUGAGCUUUUGAUCUGAAAACUCUUAAUGGAGAAAUGUUGCUGUGUUUGGGCAUACUGAAAUGUUCUUAUAUGAUUUUGCAAUGUAAGUACAUUCUAAUAAAGAGAUACAUUUAAUCUUAGUUUUUUAUAACAGUAUUUUUUAAAGUGUGAAAAUUUUUAUCAGAUAAUGUAUUCAAUUUUUUUUUUUGGAAAUAGAAAUACAGUAAUAAGAAAGGACAAGAGGCUGAAAACCUAGUGAGUCAUACACACACAUCACAUAAUGUUACACAAUAUAAUAGUAUUCACAUUUGAAGACAGAAUGAACUUUAAUAUACUAAAGGCCUGUAAUAUAAAAAUAUUGUUAAUACAAAAAUAAAGCAAGUGUUAUUCCUUUAGAUGUUAAACUGACAUUUUCUGUUGGAAAGUUUUCCAAUUAAGCAUAAGGAAUAUUUACUCAUUUUCCUAUAGUAUAUCUAAUAGCUAAUAAACACAUGGAAUAUUGUGGGAAUGGCUUUUGCAGCUUUAUAACAUGAAUCACUUCUUUUCUUUUUUUCCUUUUUUUUAAGACAACAUUUGACUAUGUAGCCCCGGCUGACCUCAAACUCAGGGAUCUGCCUGCUGGCAUUAAAGGUGUGUGUCAUUGUGCCUGGCUGUUUUACCAUUUUAAUAAUACCUGCUCUUAGAAUACUGCUGCCUCUUUUUUUAUAGUAGACAAUAGGUCAACAAAAAAAAAGAAAAAACAUCAUCUAUGCCAAACUGGACUACAUAUUUGGAAAAACAAGCAGUAUGUAUGUAUUUUAAAUUUUUAUUUUUUAAUGUGACACCUUCAGCAUCAGAGCCACACACUUUUUGUUCUCUUCAUCCUUUUACAAGACAUAAUUUAGGUAUGUGUUUAUGGAGUCAUUUUAUUUUUUUACAAAUCAAUACUGAAGCUACACACAUGUUUACUGUAGCCUGCCUUUCAGAGUCCCGGGAUAAAUCACGGUCAAUUCAACUAAAAAUCUCUAGUAUUACAUGUUGAUCUUAAAUGAAGCUUCAGUCGUGAAGUAUUUUAUUAUUUAAGGUAGUGUUUCAGAGAAUGCUUCAAUAUAUAACUGAUUCAAGACUUACUUCCCAACCUUUAAUAGUUAUAGCUCAAGUGAUUUAUUAGUUAAUAGUACUAAAGAAUUUUGAUCAUGUUUGAGCAAGUCAUUUGACAAUUUAAACAAAACAAAACAAAAUCUCCCAGAAACCUUCAGUGCUGAAGUGAGAGGAGCACGGAACAGGUGUGGGACCAUGUCCUCCACCACGUCUGUAACAAGGGCCUCGCUUGCUGCCAUUCUGCCCACCAUAUAAACUGGUCUGCAAAGCUUCCCGCAAUGAUUCUCUCAUUCUCCUCUCCUGUAGGAGUAAUGGAAUUACAGACCUAGCCCUGUUCUGCCAUGUGCCAGGUUUUUAUAUAAGUCCUGAGGAUUUGAAUCAGGUCCCUCAAGCUUGCAUGACACAAAGUUAGCACUGAGCCACCUCCCAGCCCAGGUUUUCAUUCCUUAAGAGGAUGCAGGUGAGCCAAUAGAUAAGAGUGCCUUCCUCAUAGGCAUGAAGCCCUGAGCUCAGUUCCCGAGCUCCACGUGGACUGGGGUUGGUGAUACAUGCUUAGGAGGUGGAGGAUCAAUCAGAAGGACAAGGUCAUCCUCAGCUACAUCAAAGUUAGAGCGCAGUCUGGGUUAGAAAUCCUGCCUUAAAAGAACAGAAGGCACAACUUUAAUUUUCUUCUUUCUCCUACAACAGACUCUUAGCUGUCCUUCAAUUUAAAUAUGUAAACUGUGGUCAAAUAACCUUUGUUCUAAUUUUGUUACUUUAUUCUGAAGUUUUCACCCAACUUUGACUUUACUGAUUUGUUACUACAUACCUUUAAAUAUCCUUGAUAAAAUCUACCCUGGGUAGUGAUUCUUAAGCUUUCCUUUAUAAUCUUCCAUAUUAUACACUAAAGUAAAAUCCAAGAAUGUGCUUUGGUAUUCAUAUCUGUAGCCGAUUUUUACAAAGAAGAAAUGUGGCCAUAAAAUUACAACCAUGUACUGUCUCCUGCAAAUAAAAAUGUAAAUU
Molecule: messenger RNA, 5421 nt
Organism: Mastomys coucha (southern multimammate mouse)
Lineage: Eukaryota; Metazoa; Chordata; Mammalia; Rodentia; Muridae
Gene: Mtmr7
Product: myotubularin related protein 7
Exons: 14
Coding region: 122-2104 (660 amino acids)
Biological process (GO): phosphatidylinositol dephosphorylation
Molecular function (GO): phosphatidylinositol phosphate phosphatase activity
Source: RefSeq, a predicted model, not a curated record